Sphaerodactylus townsendi is the source of this 1211-nucleotide messenger RNA. RefSeq names its product carbohydrate sulfotransferase 4 (gene CHST4). The record is from RefSeq and is a predicted model, not a curated record. Lineage: Eukaryota; Metazoa; Chordata; Lepidosauria; Squamata; Sphaerodactylidae. Bases 45 to 1211 code for a protein of 388 amino acids. Gene Ontology annotation, molecular function: N-acetylglucosamine 6-O-sulfotransferase activity. Gene Ontology annotation, biological process: N-acetylglucosamine metabolic process; sulfur compound metabolic process; carbohydrate metabolic process. The transcript has 2 exons. Gene Ontology annotation, cellular component: Golgi membrane.
AGGCAGGCAGUCCAAGGGGGUAGAGCUGAACACAGCAGGCUGCCAUGCUGAAGCUACAUCGGCUGAAAAUCCCUGUGAUCCUGGCACUGCAAGCAGCUGCUCUCAUCUACUUCUUUCAGCUCCACACCUGGAACAGCGCCCAGAAGGAGCCGCCAGCCCAGACGCAUGUCCUCCUCGUCUCCUCCUGGAGGUCUGGGUCCUCCUUUGUGGGCCAGCUCUUCAGCCAGCAUCCAGACGUCUUCUACUUGAUGGAGCCGGCCUGGCACGUGUGGGCAGCUAUGCACCAGAGUAAUGCCAAGGUGCUACAGAUGGCGGUUCGGGACCUCAUCCGGUCCGUCUUCAAGUGCGACAUGUCAGUGUUCGAUGCUUACAUGUCUGAGCAGAGGAACCAGACAGGGCUCUUCCAGUGGGAGGCCAGCCGGGCCCUGUGCUCCCCUCCGGCCUGUGACCUUUUCCAGCGCAGUGACAUCAUCUCCAAACGCGCCUGCAAGACCCUCUGUGGCAAGUACCCUUUCCUCAAGGUCGCCGUGGCUUGCAAGACAUACAGCCACGUGGUCCUGAAGGAGGUCCGGCUCUUUAACCUUCGGGCACUCUACCCUCUCUUUGCUGACCCCUCCUUGAACCUGAAGGUCAUCCACUUGGUCCGGGACCCCAGGGCUGUCUUCCGCUCCCGGGAGCACACAGCAGGCGAGCUGGCCCAGGACAGCGCCAUUGUGGUGGGGCACCACAGUCAGCUGCCGGAAACGAAGCCUUACGCUGUGAUGCGCGAAAUCUGCAAAAGCCACAUCGAGAUCUACACUCAGGGCAGCUGUGCCCUUUCCGGCCUCCUCGAGGGCCGCUACCUGUUAGUGCGUUACGAAGAUAUCGUCCGGGAUCCUCUGGCCACGGUUGUCCAACUGUACAGAUUUGCCGGGCUCCGCUUCACUCGCCGCCUCAAGACCUGGGUGCACAACAUCACCCACGGGGAGGGUCUUGGUACACAGGCCUUUGACGUUGGGUCCCGGGAUGCAGUGAAUGUGUCCCAGGCCUGGAGGAAGACCCUUCCUUACCCCAAAGUGGCAAAGCUGCAGGAGGCAUGCAAGGACGCCAUGGAGGUAUUGGGCUACAGGCUGGUAAGUUCUAAGGAAGAACAGAGCAAUAUAUCACUGAACCUCUUACAUGCUCAGAAGUCCCUUACCAGGCUGGGGGAAAAGCUGAGCCAAUGCAGAUAG